Dioszegia hungarica is the source of this 1596-nucleotide messenger RNA. Its product is annotated as nucleoporin complex subunit 54-domain-containing protein. Lineage: Eukaryota; Fungi; Basidiomycota; Tremellomycetes; Tremellales; Bulleribasidiaceae. The coding region runs from base 1 to 1596 and encodes 531 amino acids. The record is from RefSeq and is a predicted model, not a curated record. Gene Ontology annotation, biological process: nuclear pore organization; NLS-bearing protein import into nucleus; protein localization to nuclear inner membrane. Gene Ontology annotation, molecular function: structural constituent of nuclear pore. The transcript is spliced from 7 exons. Gene Ontology annotation, cellular component: nuclear pore; nuclear pore central transport channel.
AUGUCCUUCUCGUUUGGCGCCACAAAACCCGCUGCGAACGGCUCCCUCUUCGGCGCGACUGGUCAGAACAAUGCGCCAGCAGGCCAAUCGACCUUCGGAUUCAGCACGCCAAAUCCCCAACAGCAGCAGCAGCCUGCUCAGGCUGGUGGACUAUUCGGUACCCAGCCGGCUCAGCCAGCAAACCCCUCGUCGUUUUCUUUCGGUGGUCCGAACCCAAACAAUAAACAGCCAUUCGCAACGAAUUCAACACCGAGCUUCGGCGCUCCUCCUCAGCAGCAACAGCCCCAGUCAUCUUUGUUUGGCAGUACCCAAGCGGUGCCAGCACCGGCCGGCGGACUUUUCGGCGCAUCGACGAAUCAGUCUCAGCCCCAGCAAGGCGGGGGACUCUUUGGAGCCUCGACCACCCAACCUCAGCAGCAACAAGGCGGCGGACUCUUCGGUAAUAUGAGUACAAAUCAACAACCGGGAGCAACGGGGUCCCUGUUUGGUGCUCCUGCACAACAGCCCACUCAGCCCCAAGGCUCCCUCUUUGGCGCAGCACCUCAGCAACAGCCACAGCAGACCGGCUCGCUCUUCGGCCUCGGACAGUCUCAACAGCCUCAACAACAACAGCAGUCCUCUAUGUUCUCUUUCAAUAACUCCCAGCAGCAGCAACCCCAGCAGCAGCAGGGGUCAUCGUUGUUUGCUUCGACUAGCGGGGCGCCAAAUACGCUUGGUGCCAGUAUGACGGGCGGGAGUCAGCGGGCGGAGGUGGACAUCGGACAGAGGAUGCAGGCGGUGCAGCGUGCAUGGGACACUUCGAGCCCAGAUUGCCGCUUCAAGUACUACUUCUAUAAUGUCGUUGAACCUGGACAAGCGCAGCAGUAUGGUCGACCUCAAGGCGCAAGCGACGAGGCCAAGUGGGUGAAGGCCGUCAGAGAGAACCCAAAUCCGACGAGUCAAGUACCGGUACUAGCAACCGGAUGGGCGGAUGUCAAGAAGCGAUCUCAAAUGCAGGAGCAGAUUGCCAGCAUACAUCAGCAGAAAAUCAAGGAAAUAUCUCAAGCCCUGACCACCCUGUCCCGUCAAUCUAACAUCACCUCCUCCAUCCGCCUCUCCGCUCUUCAUACCCACCUCACGCAACUCCAACACCGCCUAAUCCGACUCGCCGCUCAAUCGCCCGCCUUCAUCCCCUCCCUUCAGUCCAGCGCCCUCCGGCCGGAAGAGAUGGAGACGAAGAAGACGCUCGAGGGUGUCAAGGCGGAAGUGGAUGGAAAGAAGGGGUCCGCUGUGGUACAAUUGAAAGGAUACGGCGCGGGACCGGGAUCAGGGACAUCAACACCAAAGAAGGGUGGCGCGAGGAUGAUGGGCCAAGUGAAUGAGCUGUGGGGUCAGGUGGAGGAUAUCAGGCGGCAUCGUGGGAAAAGGACGGGCGGUGGUGAGAGGGACGGGUGGCUGGCGGAUGAGAGGGUGUUGGGAGAGGUUGCUGAGGUGCUAUCGACACAGCAAAUGGCCCUACAGAAGCUGAACGACUUGGCGGCCAAUGCCGUCUUUGACGCGGACGUGAUGAGGCAGGGCUUGGGUUUGAUAUCUCAACAUGAGCGCAACGCUUCCUGA